UGUUUCCAACCGUUCCGGAUGUUUGGGCACUGAACUGAAAAAGUUCGCUAGAUCCCGGCCGAGAACAAUGAUUUACCCGGAGCGCUCGCGCUGAGUAAACCGUGCGAUCGCUAUCAGCGCGAGCGCUAUUCUACCAUGCGUUGCUCGUUGGCCAGAAAAUUGACGCUUGCCUUUCGCAUUUUGACAUUUUUCGUUCGAUGACGACAUUUAAAGAAUCAGAAUUGAGACUUAAAUUAGUUUUACAGCCCAUCGACGACAUUAAUCCAUAAGGAUUCUCUGAAUUCGGCGAUAACCACAGCGAAUUCGUCUGCGUCUUUCUUCGUCUUUGUCUUCGAUGUUGUCCUCUCAGUACUCGAAGAUGUGGAGUUGCUUAUGGAUAGUUAUCUUGAUUUCUUUGUCGAAGGAGCUGAUUCGUGCGAAUUCUCAGUCGAUUUUACUUCCUGGAGAGAUUGGUCUUGGUUCUUGGCGGUCGUCCAGCUGCCAGGCGCCUGACCCGGCGCUCUAUUUUCGGCCUGUGAUCGGGAUUUUGACUCAUCCUGCUCAUGGUGCUUCCAAUGGGCCUAAUGCUUCGAAUGCUUCGUUAAUUACUGCUUCUUAUGUGAAGUUCGUAGAAUCUGCUGGUGCUCGCGUUAUUCCUCUAAUCUAUAACGAGCCGCCGGAGAUUCUCGCUGAAAAGCUGAGUCUGGUCAAUGGAGUGCUGUUACCUGGAGGGUGGGCUAAAACUGGUUUGUUUUAUGAGAUUGUUGAGAAAGUAUUUAAGCAUGCUUUGGAAAAAAAUGAUUCAGGAGACCAUUUUCCCGUCUUUGCUAUUUGCCUAAGCUUUGAACUUCUUACUAUGAUCAUCAGCAAGGAUGUCAACAUUCUUGAACGGUUUAAUGCAUUAAAUCAGGCAUCUACUCUCCAAUUCACAGAGAAUUCAAUAAUUGAAGGCACAGUUUUCCAGAGAUUUUCACCAGAAUUGCUAAAGAAGUUGACAACAGAUUGCAUUGUCAUGGAAAACCAUCAAUAUGGUAUAUCAUUAGAAAGAUUCCAAAAGAAUCCUUCACUAUCCAGUUUUUUCAGGAUUUUGACAACAAGCAAAGAUAGAGAUGGGAAGGUUUAUGUCUCAACUGUUAAAUCACAUAAUUAUCCUGUAUCUGCAUUCCAGUGGCAUCCAGAGGUAAUACUUCCUUCUAAUGUGAGUGGUCUCUUUCAACCCAACUUUGUCAGCUAAUGGACUAGAAGAGCAAGAACUCUUAGGAAAUGCAUGAAGGCAGACACACUAUGGACAAUUUAGGAAGAGAGGAAUGUGAGGCUGUUUAACAAGGAGAUAAGAACCAAAGAUGGCAUCAUUGAACUAAUCAUAGCAAGGCUAGAUCAUUGGGUUAAAACAUUGAGAUAGUUUGAACUCUUCUCUACUGAUGACAUUGUAAGAAAUUGGGGAUUGGUAGCAAGAUCCUCUUCAGCCAAGUCCCAAGUUUCAGCUCAGUGGUCAGUUCUUCAAGUGAAUUUGAUAAAGAUGAAUUUUGAUGGCUGUAGCAGAGGAAAUCCAAGGCCCUCUGGAUUUGAGAGAGCCUUCAAAGAUUCCAACAAGAACAUUUUGGCAUUAUUUUCAGGAUCUAUUGGCCAAGGGAACUCCAUAGAAAUAUAGAUUACUGCAGUUGUGCAAGGACUUGGGGUGGCUAAAACAUGCCACCUACAAGGCUACAAAACCUAAUAAUAGAAGGAGAUUUGGUGGUGCAAUGGUUGACGAACCAAUAACUGACCCCCUGAUCAUGCAGAAAUACAAAGAAGGAAAUUAAGAUGUUGAUGAGGGAUAGAAUGGUAGAUGUACAAUGGGUUUAAUGAUCAGUAAAUGGACUGGUUGACAUGUUGGCAAGAACUGACCCCCUGAUCAUGCAGAAAUACAACGAAGGAAAUUAAGAUGCUGAUGAGGGAUAGAGUGCGGAAACUUUCCCUUCUCAGGG
Molecule: messenger RNA, 1946 nt
Organism: Nelumbo nucifera (sacred lotus)
Lineage: Eukaryota; Viridiplantae; Streptophyta; Magnoliopsida; Proteales; Nelumbonaceae
Product: gamma-glutamyl hydrolase 2-like
Biological process (GO): tetrahydrofolylpolyglutamate metabolic process
Cellular component (GO): vacuole
Molecular function (GO): gamma-glutamyl-peptidase activity
Source: RefSeq, a predicted model, not a curated record